GAUCAAGAGAGUUUUUCUAUUCAUUUUUCAAUCUCUCAUUUGUUCUCUGUUUUUAUGAUCGAUUUUCGCUUAACUAUCUGCAAUUCUAUUUCUUCUUCUUCUUUUUCUUCUCGAAUUUCAGAUUUGAAGAAAUCCAAAUCUCUGUUACUCUCUGUGAUUCCAAUGUCGGCCUUGGAAGGAGGAGGAGGUACGCUUUCGGAGAUAUACCAGAGUGCGAAGAGGCUGUUGUUGAGGACUAGGGAUGGGCUUGAGAAGCUGGAGCGUCUUGAGUACACGGCGGCUAGCGGCUUGGAUUCCCCCGAGCUUUCCUUCUCGAUCAAGAGGGAUAUUACUCAGAUCCAGUCUCUCUGUGUGGAGAUGGAUAGGCUCUGGCGGUCUGUUGCGGCGAAAUCUCAACGUGAUUUGUGGAAAAGAAAGGUGGAACAGGUUGCUGAGGAGGCUGAUUCUAUGAAACAAAGUUUGGAUAAGUAUUUUCUUAGAAACCAGAAACGGAUGAUGGAAGCGAAAGAGAGAACAGAAUUACUUGGAAGAGCUAGUGGUGACUCUGCUCACAUUUUAAGAAUUUUUGACGACGAGGCACAAGCUAUGAACUCAGUUCGAAAUUCAUCACGGAUGUUAGAGGAAGCUAGUGCAACCGGAGAAGCAAUCCUUUUCAAAUACUCUGAGCAGAGAGACCGCCUGAAGAGAGCACAAAGGAAGGCACUAGACGUCCUUAAUACAGUGGGGCUCUCCAACUCUGUACUGAAACUCAUUGAGAGACGACACCGAGUUGAUAAUUGGAUUAAAUAUGCAGGCAUGAUUUUAACCAUAGUAGUUGUGUUUGUUUUUGUUCGAUGGAUACGGUGAUUCUUACGCAAUGAUUGUCGUACAAUUCAAUCCAUGCUGGCUCCUUGAAGGAAGGUACAUAUUGAGGCUGGCUUUAGUUUGACCUCCCAGUGUUUGCACCUCUGGAGGUCUCACCAUCCAGAAGACAAAAUAGAGUACAUAGAAAGCACAGCUACUUUGAUGAUGCCCUCCAUGUCGAGCUUUGCUUUGCAAGUUCGAUUGCCCAGCAAAUUUUCAGGUAAUCUGCAGUCUCCCUUCUGGGUUGCCAUCGUUUAAGUUCUGAUGUGAGAUGCAUGGAUGUGUCAGAAGUAGCUUCUUUUGCUGAUGGUGGUGGUGAUGCUAGGCUUUUGUUUGUGACAUUUCCUUAUGGAAUUUUUCUUUCAGGUUUGUAAUUCAAACAUGUGGAGAUUUUGAACUACAACUAAGCUUAGAGUUGCCUCAACAUUCUCUAUAGCGUUUUUCCAAUUUUGGAAGAAAUGGUAAAAGUUAGGUCCUUAGGCAAAACCUUAGUUGAUGAGUGUGGUGUUUAAAAUUGAAAGUUGUACUCUUGUGCCUAUAUGCUAUUUGACUCCCAUAUUUCACCUUUAUUAUCAAAAUUAUGGUUUGAAUGCAAUUAGAGGAUUUUUCCUAAUAAAUCUUUAUCGUGGGAUGAUUGAUUCGGUUCUUCUCGUUUGAAGGCCCUCCUCACCGUGUCUCCAAAACAAGA
Benincasa hispida (wax gourd) is the source of this 1531-nucleotide messenger RNA. RefSeq names its product membrin-11-like. NCBI's taxonomy places the organism in Eukaryota, Viridiplantae, Streptophyta, Magnoliopsida, Cucurbitales, Cucurbitaceae. Gene Ontology annotation, molecular function: SNARE binding; SNAP receptor activity. Gene Ontology annotation, cellular component: Golgi apparatus; ER to Golgi transport vesicle membrane; endoplasmic reticulum membrane. Gene Ontology annotation, biological process: vesicle-mediated transport; vesicle fusion. The record is from RefSeq and is a predicted model, not a curated record.